AUGGAUGACCAGGGAGAAUGGCAAACCGUCACAAGGCCCAAGAAGAAGGCGAAGAAGGUGCCUCGCCCGGGCAAGGGAGGAUACCCUGGCCUGAAUUUUUCAUCCAGCGCUCGGCUCCAGUCCAUGCUCAGUCUCAACAGCCUGCGCGAUCUCAUCACCUACAUUUUUGCCGAUGGCGCGGGCCCCCAGUGGAUUGGAGUUACUCAUCGGCCGCAGUUCAGAAAGAUUGUGGCCAUCAUGGUGCCUGGUCUUGAAGAGGCUCUCUUCAAGGAGGGCGUCGACUAUGCAACUUUCAACGAUCUUAGAGAUGUGACUGUGGACGGAGAUAAUCUUGGAAAUGGGGAUAAAGAUUCCCAUCCCUUCAGCUCCCCAGAUGCCUAUUAUCCUCGCAAGCUCGACAAGGACACGCUGCCAGAGCCACUCAAGCCAUUUGCCGACAUGUUCCCUCAUCUGUGGCCCGUCAAAACACCCGGUGAUGACAAGCACGGAAAGAUGCACUCGCCAUUGGCUGCGUUCCUCACUGCCCCAGCGCCAAAGGAGAAGACGUCACAAAAAGGAGGCGUGAAGCCCGCAAAGGAGCCCCACGGAUGGAGGAAUGAGCGGACGCGCAUCACAGAGUUUCUGGCCUCUGCGGACGAACUAACGGAUAACGGCUACCUCAUUCAUCCGGCUCUUCUCCCAGAAGGACCACGACGAGACAACUUUGUCGCCCCAGAAGGAUGGGUCGUCACAAGAGUCAACAAGCUGGAAGAUGGCGAUGUCCCCGAAUCAGAAAUCGAACAGGGCAGCAUCACGGCUGGCAGAGAGAUCUUGGCGGUUGAUUGCGAAAUGUGCAUGACGGGCGAGAGCGAAUUUUCGCUAACUCGCAUUAGUCUCAUCGACUGGGAUGGAAAUGUUGUGCUGGAUGAGCUUGUGAAACCCGACAAGCCCAUCACCGACUACGUUACGCGGUUUUCCGGCAUCACAGAGGAGAUGCUGGCACCCGUGACGACUACGCUCCGCGACAUACAGGGGAAACUCCUUGAGAUUCUACAUCCGCGCACCAUUCUAGUGGGCCACUCCCUCGAAUCAGACACCAAAGCCAUACAGAUUGCUCACCCAUUCAUUGUCGACACCUCCAUUAUAUACCCUCAUCCCCGCGGCCCUCCUCUAAAGUCGUCACUCAAAUGGCUCGCCCAAAAGUACCUGUCCCGAGAAAUCCAGAAAGGAGACGCCUUAGGUCAUAACAGCAUCGAAGACGCCAAAACUUGCCUCGACCUGGUCAAGCAGAAAUGCGAGAAGGGAAAGCUGUGGGGAUCAUCGGACGCGCAAGGGGAGAAUCUCUUCCGCAGACUCGCACGUGCCGGUACAGCUUAUAAAGCUCAGGGAGGAGACGCUGCCGUCGGCGGCAUUGAGGUUGGCAAGACUAGUGCUGCCAUUGAUUGGGGUGACCCUUCCAAGGGUCUCGGCGCGGGAGCCACGCACCAGCUCGGGUGCAGAUCCGACGAGGACGUGACGACUAACAUCAUCCGAGCUGUCCUCGGUGAUGAAGAUGGUGAGGUCAUCAGGGGCGGCGGAGUGGACUUUGUCUGGGGCCGAAUGCGUGAGCUGGAAGCCCUGCAAGGGUGGUGGAAUAAGAAUGCCCCCGGCCAGGACGUGGACGCCGCAUCCGAAGCCAUCGGGACCGAUUCUGCAUCCGAGGGAUCUUCUCCUCUGGAGCAGGCCCUCAUCCGACUCACGGAGCGCCUCGUUCGCAUCCAUGAAGCUCUUCCGCCUUGCACCGCCUUCAUCAUCUACAGCGGCUCCGGAGACCCGCGCAGGAUGGCCCAGCUGCAGCACAUGCAUGCCCAAUGGCGCAAGGAAUACAACACGCCUGGCAAGAAGUGGGAUGAACUGAGCGUCAAGUGGACCGAUGUGGAGGAACAGGCGUUGAAGCGGGCUGUCCAGAAGGCGAGGUCGGGCAUUGGGUUUUUGAACGUGAAAUAG
Molecule: messenger RNA, 1965 nt
Organism: Trichoderma virens Gv29-8
Lineage: Eukaryota; Fungi; Ascomycota; Sordariomycetes; Hypocreales; Hypocreaceae
Exons: 1
Coding region: 1-1965 (654 amino acids)
Cellular component (GO): nucleus
Molecular function (GO): exonuclease activity; nucleic acid binding
Source: RefSeq, a predicted model, not a curated record